GCUUCUCUUUCUCUUCCUCUUCCUCUCCCCUUUCUUCUUCUUUUCCAGAAAUUUGGGUUUUACAAACGCCACGAGUAUCCUCUGGGCUUUCGUUUCCUUUUGACUGAGAGCCUCGAGUCUGUCCCUUUCGUGUCCGGUCACUUUAUAUACCCUUCUCAUUCUCUCGGGCAUAUACAUACAAACCCCCCUGGCCGCGUUCCACGGUUCGCCUCAGUGGCCAAUUGACAGGCAACAAUCUACCGAUUUCACCUCUCAACAGAAACGCCUCUUCUACAUGCAAUAGGCGCAUAGAACCGAUCCUUUCCAACCCCCAACAUGGCGUCUGUCACGUCUCUAGACAAAGACCUGCGCAAUCUGCGCCUGUCCCGCUAUACCCCGCAGGCAGCCGCCGAAGUGCGCGACUGGAUCGAGGAAGUCCUCCAUGAAUCACUACCUGCCGGGGAUCUUCUAGAAGCCCUGAAAGAUGGUGUCGCACUCUGCAGGUAAGACAUUCAGCCGUUUCUCGCACUCUUAUCACCUCACCAAGGACCUUCCGAGACAUGCCGGCCAAGGAGACUUCAUUGGGCAGCCAACUAACAAAGUCUCACCCGCUAGGCUCGUCAACCUUGCGGUCUCUCCCGGGGUCAAAUUCAAGCAAUCGUCGAUGCCCUUUGUGCAAAUGGAAAACAUCUCGCACUUCCUCCGGGCCUGUCAAAUUCAGCCCCUGAGUCUCCCGCCGCACGAUGUCUUCCUCACCGUCGACCUCUACGAAGGCAAGGACCCCGCGCAGGUCCUCCAGUGUCUGAUGGCCUUCAGUCGAAGAGCCAACGCAAUUCAACCGUCCAAGUUCCCCCGGACCAUCGGCCCUCAGAAUAAGGGGGGCACGUUGAGCCCUAAUAUGACGGGGUCCAGCCAGGGGGCCUACACGCCAACGAAGUCACGAUUCUACAACGGGGUCAGCGAUACCGCCUCGAACGUCUCCGCGCAAUCCAGCCCGUCCGCGAAAUCCCCAGCUGUCAGCAGCUGGAGUAAGAAGAGCGACGAGCAUUCGACCGCCCCGGCCUGGAACAUUCAUCAAUAUGGCUACAUGGGCGGCGCCAGCCAGGCUAACCAGGGCGUCGCUUUUGGCGCUCGUCGACAGAUCACUACCGCCGCGCCGCAUGUGCCGAGCCUGGCGGAGAAAGAGAAGCGCCGGCGCGAGGAAGAGGACCGGCUCCGUGCGGAGCAGGAACAUGCCGAGCGCAUGCGCCAGCUGAAACGGGAGGAACGCGAGGCAGAAGAGGAGCGUGCGCGCGCCGAGGAAGCGCGUCGCUGGGAGGAAGAGACGGCGCAGCUUCGGGAAAAGGAGCGGCUCGAAGUGGAGCAGCAACGGAAACAGUGGGAUGAAGAACAGCGCAAGUGGGAGGAGGAGGAGCGUCAACGUCAGCGCGAGGAAAGAGAAACGGAGGACAGGACCGACAAGGAGAGACAGCGUCGCCGCGAGGUCAACGACACUCGUCUCAACGGCCAGUUCCUCAGCCAGUACCAAGCCAGCCAGCCAGUAUCUGGUCGUGCUGCCGCCACCGAGCCCAGCGAGAACCAGCGCAUUCGACAAUUGGAGAUGGAGCUGGAGAGUGCCAAGGAAAGAGAAGCCCAGUAUGAGCGCGAGCGACGAGCUCUCCGAGAGAAGGAUUCCGCAGGCAGCAGCAACAACACCCCUCCAGCCCGCAGUCCUCGUCCUGUUCCCGUCCCUCCCAAACCCAGCUACGAUCUCUCUUCUCUGGAACAGGAGCGCCGUCUCCUACGCACAUGGCAGGAUCAUCAGCGGGAAGAGCCCAUUGCCGAGUCCAGCCCACCACCUAUGCCGCCUCGUCGGCCCCUACCCGACCCGACCUCGACAGCCAGCAGCGGUGGUCCCCCUCCCAAACCUCCCCGCCCUCUCCCUGACCCGGUGAACCAGAAACAAGAGAGCCGCGUCGACCGAUUCCUCUCCUUCAACCGUCCCCCGGUAGCCGCCAAGCCCGCCGCCCACCGUCCCCAAGACUACAGCACCACCUCUGAAGUCGACGCCGAGAACAGCCGCCGCGAAGCCGCGCAACAAAAGACCAAAGCCGGCGGCUGGGCCUCCAAGUCCCUUCUCGAGCGGGAGAUGGAGCGCGAACGCGAGCGCCAGCGCGAAUGGGAAGACAACCAGAAACAGACCGAGGCCGUCGCCGCCCAGGGUCUCGGUGACUCCUCAAUAGGCACGGGCCCCGGCCAGGGCGCCUGGAACGUCCACCAGUAUGGGUUUUUGGGCGGCGAUAGUCAGAACCGAGGAGGGCCUGGCUUGGGCGUUGGUGGUGCGAGGCGUCAGAUCAUCGGUCCCAGACCUCCUCCGUAAAGCGCGAUCCUUCUUUCUUUUUUUCUAUCUAUAACUUAACAUAGUGAUAUCCAUCCUUGUAUCUAUCUAACUACCGGGAAUUUUGGCAGGGAGUUCUUGCUUUUCUAUCUUCUAUUGUUUAACUGGGUGGGGGGUCCGUGAUAUCAUGGAAGGUUCUGUGUGGUCGUUGUUGCAUCUAGUUUUUUUGAAAUUUGAAUAAGAAGUAUCAAAAAAGAGCAAAGCGCCAUCAUUCAAGAACAAUCUGGAAGUAGGGACAGAGAUAGAGGAGUGAGUGUAAGUAUCGAAUUCUAACGGGUAAAGAAGGAUAUGCAGAAAUGACCAAGGUCCUACGGAUUCGACGACGUUCUCCGGAGACGUCCUUUGGCAGAGGUGUUCAGUGGAGAUCCUAAGCGGAUUUCGUAACCACUGAACUAUAGAACCACCUGAUCUACUCAUUUCAUUCCUAUCAAGCCAGUUUGUCAACACUACUGAUUUCAUACCCAAAUGAUACUUUGCCCACACUCAAUAGUACCUUGGGAUAAUGCGUGCAUAGCCCUGGGCCCUCUUGGACUCGAGACUGUGCGCAACUUGAGCC
Molecule: messenger RNA, 2912 nt
Organism: Aspergillus melleus
Lineage: Eukaryota; Fungi; Ascomycota; Eurotiomycetes; Eurotiales; Aspergillaceae
Gene: SCP1
Product: calponin homology domain protein
Exons: 1
Coding region: 464-2338 (624 amino acids)
Molecular function (GO): protein binding
Source: RefSeq, a predicted model, not a curated record